GAGACUGGAACAGCUCCGUCAGGUUUGGGACGUCCGGCUCCGUUUCCGGCGUUGCCCUGGUUUCCUCUUAAGAUGGCGGCGGUGUGCCUGCAACGGAGCGGUGCCCGACUGUGGUGGCGGACGGUCUGUCUGCGGUCAACCCGCAGCGCUCAGACUGCAGCAGCGGCUGCACCUGCCACACAGGCAACAUCUCGCAUAAAGAAAUUUGCAAUUUACAGAUGGAAUCCAGAUAAACCUGGAGACAAGCCUCGUAUGCAAACCUAUGAGGUUGAUCUAAAUGCAUGUGGUCCAAUGGUACUAGAUGCUCUUAUCAAGAUCAAGAAUGAGAUAGAUUCCACACUAACUUUCCGCAGAUCUUGCCGAGAGGGAAUUUGUGGCUCCUGUGCCAUGAACAUCAAUGGAGGGAACACUUUGGCAUGCAUCUGCAAAAUUGACACCAACCUUGACAAAGUGUUGAAGAUCUACCCUUUGCCUCACAUGUAUGUAGUAAAGGAUCUCGUUCCGGACCUCAGUAACUUCUAUGCUCAGUACAAGUCAAUAAAACCAUACCUGAAGAAGAAAGAUGAAUCUCAAGCAGGCAAGGAUCAGUAUCUGCAGUCAAUUGAGGAUAGACAGAAACUGGAUGGUCUAUAUGAGUGCAUCCUCUGUGCCUGUUGCAGUACCAGCUGCCCUAGUUAUUGGUGGAAUGGAGAUAAGUACUUGGGCCCUGCAGUGCUGAUGCAGGCAUAUCGCUGGAUGAUUGACUCCAGGGAUGAUUUCACAGAGGAGCGCCUAGCUCAGCUACAGGAUCCUUUCUCCCUGUAUCGUUGCCACACUAUAAUGAACUGCACAAGGACCUGUCCAAAGGGUCUGAAUCCAGGUCUAGCAAUUGCUGAGAUUAAGAAGAUGAUGGCAUCAUAUAAAGCCAAAGCUUCAGUGGCAUCGUAAAGUGUGUGGAUUUGUCUAUAUGAUGUAAUUAUUGUAAAUGUAAAAUGUCCAAUAAAUCACUAGAAUUAAA
Pristis pectinata (smalltooth sawfish) is the source of this 997-nucleotide messenger RNA. It is a transcript of the gene sdhb, whose product is annotated as succinate dehydrogenase complex, subunit B, iron sulfur (Ip). Gene Ontology annotation, cellular component: mitochondrial membrane. Bases 73 to 927 code for a protein of 284 amino acids. Lineage: Eukaryota; Metazoa; Chordata; Chondrichthyes; Rhinopristiformes; Pristidae. Gene Ontology annotation, biological process: aerobic respiration; respiratory electron transport chain; tricarboxylic acid cycle. The transcript is spliced from 8 exons. The record is from RefSeq and is a predicted model, not a curated record. Gene Ontology annotation, molecular function: 2 iron, 2 sulfur cluster binding; electron transfer activity.